AUGCUAUAUGUAUGUAAAAUGAUACCGAAUAACACAUAAAUGUUUAAUAAAGACAAUUAAACACCCGCACGGAACAGCACCGCCGUCGUUUCGAAGCCUCUCCCCACAUCUGUCCGACCUGUCAGGCGGCUACUAGCAGCAGCUAGCGUUAGUCCCAAUGACAGUCAACUGCACCGGUUAUCACGCUGGCUAACCACGGCUAGCUCUUGUAGCUCGGAUCGUGACACCGACAAACGACACAAGAUUGUUAAAAAAUAAUCAUCCGCAUUUCAUCGCCUUUCACUUUCUUACCUGUGAGGAUCCCCACUCGGGUCUGAUGGUCGUGGUUGUCUAUUCAAGUGAAAUUUAAAUACAGGAUACGUAUUUACCCACCUGCCUUUACAACUCCUGGAACUGCGCAUGCGCGAACUGUGUGGACUGUUAUCGUCAUAGCAACCGGAGUCGCCGAUCAACAUGGUGGGAAAAGCAACAACAUUAAAGGAAGCACUGGCCAAAUGGGAGGAGAAAACCGGGGAGAAGUGCGGUGAGGCCACGGUUGUAAAGCUAUAUAAUCAAAUCCCCCCUCUGGAAAAGCUGGAUAACACCCUCAGCAAAAUACCCAAAUGCGAAAAGCUGUGUCUGUCCACCAACUGCAUUGAUAAAAUAACCAAUCUGGGUGACCUGAAAAACCUGAAGAUUUUGUCAUUAGGAAGAAAUAACAUCAAGGCCUUCACUGGUCUGGAUCCGGUCGGGGACACAUUGGAAGAGUUGUGGAUCUCUUACAACCUGAUCGAGAAGAUGAAGGGAGUUCACAUUUUGAAAAAACUGCGUGUUCUCUACAUGUCCAACAACCUGGUGAAAGAUUGGGGAGAGUUUUCAAAGCUGGCUGAUCUGCCGUGCCUUGUAGACCUGGUCUUUGUAGGAAAUCCUCUAGAAGAGAAACACACGCCUGAUGGAUCAUGGAUGGAUGAAGCUUCCAGAAGGUUACCCAAUCUGAGAAAACUGGAUGGGAUCCCUGUCAUCAAACAAGGAGGGGAUGAUGACGAAGACGGCUGAGUGGCUUCACGACUUUGUUGUCACCAUCUUUGUUGACAUUUUUCAUUCUAUCCCUUUGGUUAUUCCAUGCAACCAGUUGCUGUAAUUCUGCUACCAUCCUAAACAGCCGAUGUGAAAAUGUGAUAUUUAAGCGAAAUGAAACAUCUGACAAUGCUUGACACAAGUCAUUUCUUAACCUUUCUUACAAAAUUUCAUCCAAAAGUAAGUGAUAAUGUUGUCUAUAUCUACAAGA
This is a messenger RNA of Doryrhamphus excisus (bluestripe pipefish), 1267 nucleotides long. It is a transcript of the gene dnal1, whose product is annotated as dynein, axonemal, light chain 1. NCBI's taxonomy places the organism in Eukaryota, Metazoa, Chordata, Actinopteri, Syngnathiformes, Syngnathidae. The record is from RefSeq and is a predicted model, not a curated record. Gene Ontology annotation, cellular component: cytoplasm. Gene Ontology annotation, molecular function: alpha-tubulin binding; dynein heavy chain binding. Gene Ontology annotation, biological process: outer dynein arm assembly.